Molecule: messenger RNA, 1720 nt
Organism: Dendrobium catenatum
Lineage: Eukaryota; Viridiplantae; Streptophyta; Magnoliopsida; Asparagales; Orchidaceae
Product: ultraviolet-B receptor UVR8
Exons: 12
Coding region: 249-1538 (429 amino acids)
Source: RefSeq, a predicted model, not a curated record
GAAAGGACACUAGAGAGAGAGAGAGCGCGGGGGGGUCCUCUCAAGUCUCAUCUGUUUACUUUCUCUCUCCUCUCAUUCGCAAAUCGCAAUGAAUGCCGUGCCCAAUGCAUACAGAGCUAGAUUAAUCAGCGCACACCGUGCUGAGAUCCCCGCCAUUAUUAUCUCCACGGAACUCUUCUUUUCUCGGAGGAACAUCACACCCUCUUCUCCACUUCGUCAGUAUUUACCGUUCGGCAGCCGGAGGGCAAAUGGCUGAUUCUCCGGCACGCCACGUCGUCCUCGUCUCUGCUGGGGCCAGCCAUUCCGUGGCUCUCCUAUCGGAUAAAGUUGUUUGUUCAUGGGGACGAGGUGAAGAUGGGCAACUUGGCCAUGGAGAUGCAGAAGAUAGUCUUCUUCCGACUCUUCUGCGGACAUUGGAUGGCUUGGAAAUAUUUUCGGUUAUUUGUGGAGCUGAUCAUACUACAGCAUAUUCUGAAUCUGAAUUGCAAGUUUAUAGUUGGGGAUGGGGUGACUUUGGGAGGUUGGGCCAUGGUAAUUCCAGUGAUGUUUUUACACCACAACCAAUCAAGGCAUUACAAGGCAUAAGGAUUAAACAGAUUGCCUGUGGUGAUAGCCAUUGCUUGGCUGUAACCAUGCAGGGAGUGGUUCAAAGUUGGGGGAGGAACCAAAAUGGCCAGCUUGGUCUUGGCACCAAUGAAGAUUCUCUUAUACCACAGAAAAUUCAAGCUUUUCAGGGAAUUUCUGUUAAAAUGGUUGCUGCGGGUGCUGAACACUCUGCUGCUGUAACAGAAGAUGGCGGUCUUUUUGGAUGGGGUUGGGGUCGGUAUGGAAAUUUGGGCUUUGGUGACAGAAAUGACCGUUUAGUGCCUGAAAAAGUUUGUGCUGAUGAUGGACAGCGGAUGGCACUCGUUGCAUGUGGGUGGCGCCACACUAUAACAGUUUCCUCCUCAGGGGCUCUAUAUACCUACGGAUGGAGCAAGUAUGGUCAACUAGGGCAUGGGGACUUUGAAGACCAUCUCAUUCCGCAUAAAUUGGAAGCUCUUAAAGAUUGUACAAUAUCUCAGAUAUCAGGCGGGUGGAGACAUACAAUGGCUCUCACAUCUGAUGGAAGGUUAUACGGCUGGGGAUGGAAUAAGUUUGGACAACUUGGCGUUGGUGAUAAUGUUGAUCACUGCUCUCCAGUUCAAGUAAAAUUCCCUCAGGACCAGAAGGUUAUCCAGACGUCUUGUGGAUGGAGGCAUACUCUUGCUUUGACAGAGAGUAAAAAUGUGUUUUCAUGGGGCAGAGGUACUAAUGGUCAGCUUGGACAUGGGGAUACUCUUGACAGGAAUACACCAAAGAUCAUUGAGGUUUUGAGCUCCGAUGGUUCAAGCUGCAGCCAGAUACCAUCCUCUAGAGCAGAUCCACUACAAGGAAAGGUCUGGGUUUCACCAUCUGAAAGAUAUGCGCUUGUUCCUGAUGAGGCGGUUCCAAAUCAGGCAACAAGCUUAGCGGAAGCAGAUGUACCAGAGAAUGACGUUAAGCGGCUGCGCCAUUAGUCAGUAUGUACUCUUUAUCUUUGUUUUAAAAAAAAAAAGAAGAAAAUUAGUGUAUUAGCUGAUGUUAAGAAGAUGUUUGUGGUUUUCUCGAGUCUUGCUGUCUGAUUGCCAGUUGAAGUUUGUUUUACUCUUUCUUUUUGACAGUAUGUGAUGAUAUUUAAAACUAUAAAACUUAUUUGAUU